UUUUAUGUGCUAACAUAAUCCAAUCGUAAGACCAUGUUGAAUUAACAUAAGCACCGAGCAAGACCCUGGUAAUAUUUUAUCGUGUUUCAGUAGUGCAUCGUCAUCGAUCUUUGAGAUCUACAUCAUCAAUUUAUACAGAAUUUUUUUAUUUUUUGUGUGUGGUCAGCAAGAGAGUAGAAAAGUGUGCGUUAUUUCCGCUAGCGGGUACACGUAAUUGGCGUGGUCCAGCACGUUGAUUUGUGUCACUUAUCGUGUCUGGAAGAUGUAUUCUCUACAGUUGGUCGUAUUUUGCGUGACGGUGGUUAGUGUUAUUGGUGACCUACCACCGGGCACGAGGCGCAACACAUAUCUGCCACCCGAGCCAACAAAAGGUGGUUAUACGUACAACAAACCGACGGUAACAUUCCCGAAGCCCACGCCGACGUUUCCUACGCGUCCGUCGCCGACCUUCCCUGGAUCCAGACCAACGCCUACCUAUCCAGGACCUACGAGAACCCCAGGAACACCACCAAGCACAGGAUAUCCCACCAGGCCGAGUCCUAUACCAGGAUUUCCGGAUUAUACCGGUCAACCGAGUGGUCCUAACGGAAAUGCUAUCGGCCCCGGUCACGACCAUCACCAUCAUGAACCUGGCAUGCCUUUUGACUUUAAUUAUGCCGUAAAGGAGGAUGCUUUCGGCAACGAUUAUUCCCAUAAUGCUAUCAGUGAUGGAGAGAUUGUCCAGGGUGAAUACAGGGUGCAACUUCCGGAUGGUAGAACGCAAAUCGUGCGUUAUACCGCGGACUGGCAGCACGGCUUCAGUGCGCAGGUGUCUUAUGACGGAAAUCCGCGCUUCGAUACUUCUCGACCGGGCGCAAAUUUUAAUCGAGGCUAUUAAUUUUAGUAUCGAGUCUAAGAUUGUUCAAUUUCCCCCCGUUAAAUCCAAGAAACUACAGCACAACAACAGAUUAUAUACAACACAUAUAGCAAAGUUUGAAAAUCAUUGUAUCUCACAUGGAUUUAUCGUAAAAAAUAAUAGCUUAGAAAAAGAUGUUCGCUAUUUUUUUAUGGUGAUAUAAUAGCAUAUAGAAUGUCUCGGAAUAGACAAAAAGUUCACACAUAGCAUUAUUUCUUGCGAAAUUUAUCAAUUUUUUCCCCCCAACGAAAAUGUCACAAUCAAUUUUUCAUAACGUUCCAAAGUUCAACAUUUGAUACAUAAAUAAUUCAGAUUAUAAUUCCGCCAAGAUUUAUUUCUGAUAUUGUAAACAAGAAAGAAUAAUUCGAAUAUUUAUUUAUGUCUUUUUAAAACUUUAGCAAACAGCUUUCAUUUAUAAACUUCCUUAUUUACUUACAAAUAGCUUAUAGCUUAUAAAAACUAUCUUUCUGUUUUAAAAGCAAAUAAAAAUUUACUUUUAUGAAGUUUGCAAGAAAUGUAUUAUGUAUUCAUCUUUCGUCAAUUUUGAGAUAAAGUGUACAUUAGCGCGAUUCAACCCUUUUCCCUUCCUUUUGUUUAUAGACUCUUAAAGAAAUGAAAAGAAAAGUGUAACUAUCUGAUUUAUUUAGUUUUCUGUCUAUUCGUCACUAUUAUUAUUUUAACCCGCGUGAUAUUCGGUUAGUCUAAACAAUUCCGCUGUUGCGCAUCGUGCCGGUAAGUCAAUCCAAUUCAUUAAGAGAAUAGAUUUAUAAAAAUAAUAUAAAAUAUACAAGAUAUCUCACAGACUAACCGUAUCACCUGUUAAUAGCAGAUUUCUAAGGUUUCUCAUAUGAUAAAAAUAUAAAAAUCAAUAUGCAGCGUACGCAUAUGAUUUUUGACAAUUUUUGACCAGCAAAAUAUAUCUAUCAUAUUGGCUUUGUAAAACUACUAGAUGUACAUACAUAAAAAUAUUUCUAUAAGCAACCUUAG
Linepithema humile (Argentine ant) is the source of this 1882-nucleotide messenger RNA. RefSeq names its product pro-resilin-like. The record is from RefSeq and is a predicted model, not a curated record. NCBI's taxonomy places the organism in Eukaryota, Metazoa, Arthropoda, Insecta, Hymenoptera, Formicidae. Gene Ontology annotation, cellular component: extracellular matrix.